AUUUUACCGUGUCGUGCCGAUUCGGACGUCCUCAUCCAUCUCCUGGACGGACGGAGGACACAGUAGAGGAGAGAGGCAGGCAGAUCCUCAUCCUCAGGGUCCGUCGGAGCUAGGGUUUCGCGGGGGGAUGGAGACGCCGGAGGAGUUGGGGCUCGACUUCCUCGACUGCCUAGGCCCGGACACCUCCAUCACCAUCUUCGCCUUGCUCGACGACCCCGCCGACCUCGCCCGCGCCUCCGCCGUCUCCCGCUCCUGGCGCCGAUUCGUAAUCGCGAAUCAGUUCAGCAAGAUCCAGUGCCUGCGGGCCUGCCCAGAGGUCUCCAACCUGUCGCACAUCGAGGUAAGCAGUUCCGGCGGUACCAGCGCGAUUGCACGCCCGGCCCCGGAUGUCAGGGAUCACAGGGUGUACAUGCACCUUGGCCAUGGCCUCCUCUCGCCCUACAAGCCCAGGGACUGCAUCAUCCACUGCAUCGGCGCCUCCAGCACCGACAACUUCCCCGAAGAGACCAUCGAGAACACCCUCGAGCCGGUCGAUCGUGUCGAGACCAGGCCGUCUUAUUGGUCCAGCGGCGGCCAGAGGGAUCCCGCCGUGCCUGAAUGCCUCAUAUACAAGCUUCAGUCCGAUCUCUGCCUCGUCGAGGAAAUCAGGAUGCAGCCCUUCAAAGCAUUUUUCCAGUAUGGUGAUCCAAUAUAUUCAGCAAAGUACAUCCGGUUCCAUAUGGGCUAUCCAAAGUCACCUCUGCGACCUGAAACACUUGUAUGUGAUGAUAAUGAAGGGCAGCUGAUUGCUGAUUGCAACUAUACGUGGACGUACACAUCUCCAGGAUUUACAAUGUUGCAGGAAAAUGUUUUGCAAUCCUUUAAGCUACCACGCCCUGUUCUAUGUAUUGGUGGGGUGGUGAAGAUUGAACUUAUGGGGAGGAUCCAGAAGCAGGCAAUAGAUGGCCUGUACUAUAUAUGCGUAUCUCAUGUCCAAAUAGUGGGGAAGCCAUUGUCGCGAGAACUUGGGGUCGUUCCUCGUGGGAACGGCGUGGUCCUCAAGUACUAUCCGGACACUCGCGGAUGUGUCGUUCCUUGCAUGAGUGAGUCGUCUCGAGGUGAUGGCGGUCGCAGCAAGUGGCAUGGCCUCGCGUCGAGGAUUUGGCACUCUGGUCCGUCUCGAGGAUCGAACGUGUCGCUGUUCACCAGGCUGUUUGGUGGUCAGUUGCAUUUGGUGGACGAAGACGAUGAAUCGGAGGAUGAUGAGGAGGAGCUUCCUUAGAAGAUAAUGUCAAGCCUCUUUUUCUGUUUUGUGUUUUCAACAAGAGACAUACUUGUACUACAUAAGAGUAUGAGUGUCCUUUGUGUGAUGCUGUGAGACAGACAGCAGCAGCAGUAUUUGUUUUGUGUAAACCUGGCUGCAGUGCAGACAGCACAAAGAGAUGCAUCCAUCGUCAUCGCCUCAAUUGUAAUCAAAUGGACCAAUUUACUAGUAUUAGCUACAAGGAUGAACAAUAAUAAUACAUCCACGAAUGAAUGAUUCUCAA
Molecule: messenger RNA, 1526 nt
Organism: Brachypodium distachyon (stiff brome)
Lineage: Eukaryota; Viridiplantae; Streptophyta; Magnoliopsida; Poales; Poaceae
Product: F-box protein At4g00755
Exons: 5
Coding region: 128-1261 (377 amino acids)
Molecular function (GO): protein binding
Source: RefSeq, a predicted model, not a curated record